This is a messenger RNA of Colletotrichum destructivum, 3496 nucleotides long. Its product is annotated as Putative CTP synthase, glutamine amidotransferase, class I glutamine amidotransferase. Gene Ontology annotation, cellular component: cytoophidium; cytoplasm. Lineage: Eukaryota; Fungi; Ascomycota; Sordariomycetes; Glomerellales; Glomerellaceae. Gene Ontology annotation, molecular function: identical protein binding; CTP synthase activity. Gene Ontology annotation, biological process: pyrimidine nucleobase biosynthetic process; CTP biosynthetic process. The coding region runs from base 1365 to 3098 and encodes 577 amino acids. The record is from RefSeq and is a predicted model, not a curated record. The transcript is spliced from 12 exons.
GCUAUAUGCUAGCUAUCGAUCGUUCCCCUACCGUUAAUGCCCCCUCCAUAUUCCAGCUGAGCAGGACAUGGUGACCUGUUGUUACGACAUUGCAGAUACCCGUUUUGUGACGGGCCCUAAGCGCGGUGGACGACGACGGCUAAGACUGAAUUUGCCUGACCUGGUAAUACUUGUCUGGCAUUACAUGAAUGUUUUAAGCAAAGUUCGGUGAGUCGUGCUUGUGGACAGGUGUCGGUCUUCCGCGUGUUCCUUAACUCUUAUAUCCAUCCCCAUCCAUUCCCACCAUCUAUCUCAUCCUUCCCUACCCCUCCCCUGUGUGACUGUCUGGCUACGAGCCCUGCAUGACCGCCCUGUGACCAACCCGCCUGCCUAUUCGUAGGUACGUGGGUAGGUUGGUUGAAUGUUGAAGCGUAACUUGUCUAGCGCAAACGUCGGCUCCACCACCUCUGUGGGGCACACCCUUCGACGGCGCCAUCGACCUGGAUUGCUCGAUGUUUGUUGAUGGUUUUGCUGCUUAUCCCCAUCUUCCAACCAACCGUUGGUUUGCAACGUGUUUGAAGCUCGGCUAGCGAUUUGAACUGAAUUGGCUCUGGGCUCUGACAUUUCGGUAGUCGGAAACUCCAAGCCUUGUAUGAAAUAAUGUCGUGUCGAUAUGCCGUUAUCAGCAUCGGAUGAUGGAUGUUGUCUGCCAGAUGGUACUUGUUGCAGAGCGCCCCCGUCCAUAAGCGAGGGUAUUGCCGUUAUCUUUUGGUCCGAGUUGGGCCAAUCUUUCUGUCGCAACGUCGUCGCCGUUUAUUGUUCAGAUGUUAAACCUUGUGCCUGCACGCGAAUGGUAGAAGCGUUCAAGGAACUAGGAGAAGCUUGUAUCAUACAUCUCGUGCAAAGGUCUGUCAGUAGCGUAGCAUCUACAGUGAUGUGAAACAAUCAAUAGCAGGCUGGACUGGCCCCUUGGUUGUGGUCCUGCCAUGUUCUGCAGAUUGCUCGAUCAUCACGGUGCAGUGAAUUCAACCUCGGUGGGGUGUGGCCUGACACAUGAGAAGUGUGGCUGAUGGGCGCCAGGUGUGGCUCAAAUCCACUUUACACGACCGCCCCACGGGCUAGGCACCACCCUCCCACUCCCCUGUAUCCCCCCCCCCAAGGCCAACCAUCCUGACGCCGGCGCUGUUAAUGCGUUUAUCGAUAACUAAAAAUUUCUUUACAUCCGACCGCGUCGCGUCCCGCCCUUUGUCUUGACUCUCUCUUCCUUCCCUCCCCUCCCCUCUAUCAAACGAGAGUUGAACGCCACAGACGAUCUCUCCCCCUCCGUUGAACGUAUACCAAGACCGACUCCUCAGAAACCUUUUGUUGUUUACCAACCAGCCAUCAUGCGUUACGUUCUCGUCUCAGGCGGUGUCAUCUCGGGAGUGGGCAAGGGCAUCAUCGCCUCUUCCACGGGUCUGCUCCUCAAGACCCUGGGAUUGCGUGUAACUAGCAUCAAGAUCGACCCGUACCUGUCGGUCGAUGCUGGUCUCAUGGCCCCCGCCGAACACGGCGAAUGCUUUGUGUUGCAAGAUGGCAUGGAGGUAGAUCUUGACCUGGGCAACUACGAGCGCUACCUCGCCAUUCGCCUGACGGGCGAGCACAACAUCACCACCGGCAAGGUGUACAGGCACGUCAUCGACAAGGAGCGCCGCGGCGACUACCUCGGAAAGACGGUGCAGGUCGUCCCCCACGUCACCGAUGCCAUCCAGGACUGGAUCGAGCGCGUGGCCAAGAUUCCCACAGAUGACUCCGGCGAAGAGCCUGACGUCUGCAUUAUCGAGCUUGGAGGCACUGUUGGUGAUAUUGAGAGCAUGCCCUACGUCGAGGCAUUGACCCAAUUGCGCCACAGAGCAGGAAGCGGCAACUUCAUUCAGAUCCACGUCUCCUACGUCCCAACCAUCCAUGGCGAGCAGAAGACGAAGCCCACACAGCAUGCCGUGAAGACGGUCCGCAGUUACGGUCUUGUCCCUGAUAUGAUCGCCUGCCGUUGCGAGCAGCCUCUCGAGGAGGCCACGGUCAAGAAGAUUGCCCUCCUCUGCCAGGUCGACGUGCCCCAGGUCCUCGUCGUUCGUGACAUGCCCACCAUCUACCAGGUUCCCCUCCUUUUGGAGGAGCAGAACCUCAUCCCCUUCUUGCGCAAGGCCGUCAAUCUCGACGCCCUGCACAUCCCCCAGUCCCGCAUUGCCGAGGGCGAGGCGCUCUGGAAGACGUGGGCGUCAGUCGUCAGCCGCCCGUCCGACGGUGAGAUCAACAUCGCCCUCGUCGGCAAGUACGUCAAGUCGCAGGACGCCUACCUGUCCGUCGUCAAGGCUUUGGAGCACUCGGCCAUGCACCUGCGCAAGAAGCUCAACAUCUGCUGGGUGGAUGCCGAGCACCUCGAGCCCCAGGCCAAGUCCCAGGACCAGGCCCAGUACCACAAGGCGUGGCACGAUGUGUGCACCGCCUCGGGUAUCAUCGUCCCCGGUGGUUUCGGCACCAGAGGUACCGAGGGCAUGAUGAAGGUCUCCAAAUGGGCGCGCGAGAACGGCACCCCCUUCCUCGGUGUCUGCCUCGGUUUCCAAACCGCCAUCAUCCAGUACGCCCGUGACUUCCUCAACAUCGUCAACGCCACCUCGGAGGAGUUCGACGCCUCGGCCGAGAACAAGGUUGUCAUCUACAUGCCCGAGAUCAGCCGUGACAAGCUUGGCGGUACCAUGCGGCUGGGUCUGCGCCCGACCGAGUUCCAGCCCGGCAGCGAGUGGUCCAAACUGCGCUCGCUGUACGGUGAGGCCGAUUCCGUCGAGGAAAGACACCGCCACCGUUACGAGGCCAACCCGGCCUACGUCGAGAAGCUGACCGAGGCUGGCCUCAACUUUGUCGGCAAGGACGAGACCGGUGAGCGCAUGGAGAUCUUUGAGAUCAAGGACCACCCGUACUUUGUCGGUACUCAGUUCCACGCCGAGUACCAGUCCAAGGUCCUCAACCCGAGCAGACCCUACCUCGGCUUCAUUGCCGCCAGCGCUGGAUGCCUCGACCAGGUCAUCAAGGAGCAGCUCGCGGCCGCCAAGUUGGCCAACGGCACCAACCACGUCGUCUAAGACGUACUGCUCUCUCACUCACUUCCCUCUCUUCGUUUUUUGUCCUUUUGCGGUACUUCUGGAAGAUGGAUUUACACGACGAAAAGAAGACAGGUUUUUAUAAAGUAGAACAUGGGCUGGUACGGGAAUCAGUAAUCCGGAAAUUUGUGUUGAAGGGGGGAGGCGGGUUUCCUCAUUCACACACACAUUAGACUCUUUUUCUGACCUUGGGCUAUCCAGAAAUGAAGCAAGAAAAAACAACUGAUGAUCUAUGCGCGUCUUUCGACAUGGGAGAGAGGAGGCGGGGGGUUACAUUAGACUGGGGACCAGGAACGGCGUUCUCUCGGCGCGGCGGGGAAAUUUUCUUUUUGUGGAGUUGAUAUCACAUUAUAGGAUUAUCUUUUAUUCACAAAAUACCA